Aureococcus anophagefferens is the source of this 801-nucleotide messenger RNA. RefSeq lists its product as hypothetical. Gene Ontology annotation, biological process: glutamyl-tRNA aminoacylation. The transcript has 2 exons. The record is from RefSeq and is a predicted model, not a curated record. Lineage: Eukaryota; Pelagophyceae; Pelagomonadales; Pelagomonadaceae. Gene Ontology annotation, molecular function: glutamate-tRNA ligase activity; ATP binding. The annotation marks the transcript as partial.
AUGCGCCAGCUCCGCCGCUUCGCGAGCGCGCAGACCGUGCGCUUCGCGCCGUCGCCGACGGGCGCGCUGCACGUCGGCGGCGCGCGCACGGCGCUGUUCAACUACCUCGUGCACCGGCGGGCCGUGCUCGAGGGGCGGCCGAGCGCCUUCGUGCUGCGCGUCGACGACAGCGACGCCGCGCGCAACGUGCCCGGGUCCGAGGCGGCGAUUUUAGGCGACCUCGCAUGGCUCGGCGUCGAGUGGACCGCGGGCCCGCUGCGGUCGUCGGAGCGGUCGGCCGUCUACGCGGCGGCCGUGGAUAAGCUAUUAGCGUCCGGCGCGGCGUACCGCGACUUCGACGGCGACGCGGCGAAAUGGCGCGGCGCACCCGAGGCCGACGUCGCCGCGCGCGUCGCGGCGGGCGAGCCGCACGCCGUGCGCUUCCGCGUGCCGCGCGAAACGGGCGUCGCCGUCGAGGUCGACGACGUCGUCCGCGGCACGCUGCGGUGGGCCGACGUCAACAAAGCCUGCCGCGAGGACUUCGUGCUCGCGCGGCGCGACGGGCGCCCGCUCUACGUGCUCUGCUCGGCGGCCGACGACGCGGCCCUGGGCGUGUCGCACGUCGUCCGCGCGGAAGAACACGUGUCGAACACGCUGCGGCAGGCGCUCGUGCUCAUGCUCGACGCGCUCGGCGCGGCGCGGCCGACCUUCGCGCACGUGCCCCUCGUCGUCGACGCGGCGGGCAAGAAGCUCUCGAAGCGGCGGGGGCCCGCGGGCGCCGGCCCCGAGGAAGCAGCAGCCGAGGACGGGGCCCGCGGCCGG